AUGGAACUUGGUAAUAGAUUUAUACCCAGCUCAAGUUCGUCACUGGCAUAUAGAAAUAAUGAUGGCACAAAUAAUGUCAGCACACCUCCCCUUCAAAAUGAAACCGCCGACCUUUCAUUUAGAGAUGACUCCUUCUAUAGCCUAAAUAAUUCUGGUGAUAAUAUCUUAAGUACACCGUCACCAUCAAACAAUAUUCCUAAACUCAAUAACUUAUCUCCUACUGAUUCACUACAAGAAAGUAUAGCUGAUGCUUUGGGAUUUGAUAGUAGAGGUAAAGUAUUCCAAUUUGAUUCCCCUACUCCUAGUAACAAACGACUGAAAUCUCCCUUACGAAAGCUAUCGAAGAGUAAUAGUUCAAUAAGUAUAGCUGGACCUUUACUAUCUAGCGCAUCCUCUCAGGAUUUGAUUCAGGCAUUAGCUACUUCUCCAGAUAUCAAGAGAACAAAUAAGUCUAAAUCACCCAAAACUAUAGUUGCAACAGAUAUCUUACAAGCUCCAGGACUAAGAAAUGAUUUUUAUUCCAAUUUAAUAAGUUGGUCCAGUAAGACGAAUAAAGUGGCCGUUGGAUUAGGUACGACUACUUAUUUGUGGGCUACAGAUAAUGAGGUAGAACAAAUUCAACUAGAUUCCCAAUCUUUAAUUACAGCGGUAUCUUGUUCCAAAGAUGAUUUGAUAGUAAUAGCAAAUGCAAGAGGGUACUUAUAUAUUAUUAAACAACCAGAGAAUAUAGUUGUCACAACUCAUAAUGUUCAAGGCAAGUGUAUUUUCUGUAUCGAAUGGUUCUCUAGUGGUCUUCGAUUCCUUGCAGGAAAUGAAUUAGGAGAAGUUCAUAUAUUUGAAAUUCAACGGCAUUUCCUUGGUACAGAAAUAAUCGAAAGGAAUUGUUUUAAAUGUCAUCAGCAACAAAUAUGUGGUCUUGCUCUUAAUAAUGACAAUUCUCAAUUAGCUGUAGGAGCAAAUGAUAAUUGUUGUUCAAUAUGGGAUAUUAAUUGCAAUUUAUCUACACAAUUAAAGUAUGUACUUCCACAUAAUGCUGCGGUCAAAGCCAUUGCUUUCUGUCCAUGGACCAAUUCAUUAUUAGCCACUGGUGGUGGAAGUAAAGAUAGAAAAAUUAGAUUUUGGCAUACUAAAAGUGGUACCAAGUUAAAUGAAGUUGCAACUCAUGGACAGAUUACGUCAUUAAUAUGGUCAAAAUAUAGAAAAGAAAUUGCUGCAACUUUUGGAUUUGGUAGUGAUAAUAAAUCUUCAUUAUUAUAUAUUUAUUCAUAUCCAUUAAUGAAACCAAUAGUUGAAGUUCCAUCAAUACCUAAUUUAAGAAUACUUAGUUCAUCAUGCAGUCCUGACUUCUGUAGUAUAUGUGUUGCAGCCAAUGAUUCUACAGUAAGAAUUUAUAAAUUAUGGGAAAAAUCUCAUGAAGUAGCAACAACUAUACAAUUAAAGGGUUCAGGAACGUUUGGUAGUUCCUUGAUCGAUUAUCAAGAAGGUGUAGGUUCCUUAAAUGAUUUGCUAAGAUAAGAAACGUGAAACGUGCUACGUGAUACCAGUUUCCUAAAAAAU
This is a messenger RNA of Scheffersomyces amazonensis, 1557 nucleotides long. RefSeq lists its product as uncharacterized. Gene Ontology annotation, cellular component: anaphase-promoting complex. Lineage: Eukaryota; Fungi; Ascomycota; Pichiomycetes; Serinales; Debaryomycetaceae. Gene Ontology annotation, biological process: positive regulation of ubiquitin protein ligase activity; anaphase-promoting complex-dependent catabolic process; positive regulation of anaphase-promoting complex-dependent catabolic process. The record is from RefSeq and is a predicted model, not a curated record. The transcript has 2 exons. Gene Ontology annotation, molecular function: protein binding; anaphase-promoting complex binding; ubiquitin ligase activator activity. The coding region runs from base 1 to 1515 and encodes 504 amino acids.